This is a messenger RNA of Cyprinodon variegatus (sheepshead minnow), 7113 nucleotides long. It is a transcript of the gene atp2b2, whose product is annotated as plasma membrane calcium-transporting ATPase 2-like. NCBI's taxonomy places the organism in Eukaryota, Metazoa, Chordata, Actinopteri, Cyprinodontiformes, Cyprinodontidae. Gene Ontology annotation, molecular function: ATP binding; P-type calcium transporter activity; PDZ domain binding. Gene Ontology annotation, cellular component: intracellular membrane-bounded organelle; postsynaptic density membrane. Bases 885 to 4658 code for a protein of 1257 amino acids. Gene Ontology annotation, biological process: regulation of cytosolic calcium ion concentration; calcium ion transmembrane transport. The transcript is spliced from 22 exons. The record is from RefSeq and is a predicted model, not a curated record.
CCCAGCCUCCCACCCGCGCACAACUCCUCUCCUCUCUGCACCAGAAAGGAGCAAUCUCAUCUCUCCGUCUCUUUUAUGUCCUCGCUCGUUCUCUGUCAGUUAGUGUGUGUACUCAGAAUGAGGUUAGCAGCACCAGCAGCAGCAGUAGAUAGAGACAGCAGAGGCACAGUUACUACAGCAGCCAGGAGAGGCUGUCCUUCAGCUGUGCACCAUCUACUGCUGCAUUCACCCCUGCCCUGAGAACACAACGCUCAUUCCUGUGCUCUCUCUGUGUUUCUCCCUGCUCCUUCUCUCACCUCUCCGAAUUCAUUUCUCGAAUUCGACUCCCUCUCUUUUCUUUCCCUUUCUCUGUAGCAGUGAUGGGGAGGACCACCAUGUAGAGACUGAGAGGCAACAAAGGCAAGAGCAGAAGAGCAGUAAUGGAAAGCCACACAUGGAGUGGGUCUGGACUGCAGCCGUGGUGAGCCUGAGAGCUACAUGACUUGAAACCACCAUCAUUGCCCUUCUCAGGACCUAACCACUUGGGCUGUCCAGCACUUACCUGGAUGCUCCCCAUUUGUGAUUUGCAAUCCCCUUUUCUUCCCCUGCACUGUUGCUCUCUUUCCUGUGCUUUAAUUUUCUUCUUUUUUGCAUCUUUUUUUUCCUGUUAAGAUCCGUUUCACCUGAAAUAUAGGCUUCUCCCCUCUUAUCUAUUUGGAUUUUUGUCCUUUUUUUGAACAUCUUUAUCCCCAAGAAGCACUUGCUCUUUAUUCCUUUUUCAGUCAUUGUUGCCUGUUAGAAAUUAUUUUUAGAUUUUUUUUAAUCAGACUGAGCUCUGUUGUGCAAUUCUUCUUCUUCUAUAAGCAAUAACAAACACUAAUCCAACUGACUUGAAAGCUGAAAACAUGGGGGACAUGUCCAAUAGCGAUUUUUAUGCCAAGAACCAAAGAAAAGAGAGCAACCAUGCGGCUGGCUUUGGUUGCUCUGUUAUGGAGCUGCGGUCUUUGAUGGAGCUUCGUGGCACAGAGGCAGUGGUCAAGCUCCAGGAGGACUAUGGAGCAGUGGAAGGACUCUGCAUGCGAUUGAAAACCUCACCCACUGAAGGUCUUGCAGGUGUUCAAACUGACCUGGAUAAAAGAAGAGAAAUAUUUGGUAAAAACCUGAUACCUCCAAAAAAGCCAAAAACCUUUCUACAGCUGGUAUGGGAAGCACUGCAGGAUGUCACCCUUAUCAUUCUGGAGAUCGCUGCUCUUAUCUCCCUGGGCCUCUCCUUUUACCACCCUCCUGGGCAGACCAGUGGAGAGGCAUGUGGUGCAGCAGCCGGUGGAGUGGAGGAUGAAGGCGAAGCAGAUGCAGGCUGGAUCGAGGGUGCUGCCAUCCUCCUGUCCGUAGUUUGUGUAGUUAUUGUGACAGCCUUUAACGACUGGUCAAAGGAGAAACAGUUCCGUGGACUCCAGAGCCGCAUUGAGCAAGAGCAGAAGUUUCAGGUGGUCCGUGGAAGCCAGGUCAUACAGCUACCUGUGGCUGACAUUGUGGUAGGGGACAUCGCACAAAUCAAAUACGGUGAUCUGCUUCCUGCUGAUGGAGUGUUGAUCCAGGGCAAUGACUUGAAAAUCGAUGAAUCAUCACUGACAGGAGAGUCCGAUCAUGUCAAGAAGGCUGCCGACAAGGACCCCAUGUUAUUGUCUGGAACCCAUGUUAUGGAGGGGUCAGGACGCAUGGUAGUGACUGCCGUUGGUGUCAACUCACAGACUGGAAUCAUCUUUACCCUUCUUGGGGCUAGUGUUGAGGAAGAGGAAAAAAAGGAGAAGAAAGGAGGGGCAGUGGAAGAUGGACAUCAAAACACAGACUGCUCCCAUCCCCCUAUCCACCCCAUUGCAACUAUAGCCACGGAUGGGGCUGCAGGCAUUAAUGCCCCUGGCACUGCCAGCCUAAUUAAUGGUAAAAUGCAAGAUGGCAAUAUGGAGAGCAACCAAAUUAAAGUGAAGAAGCAGGAUGGAGCAGCUGCCAUGGAAAUGCAGCCUCUGAAGAGCGCUGAAGGGGGAGAAGCUGAUGAGAAGGAGCGGAAGAGAGUGUCAGCUCCAAAGAAAGAGAAGUCUGUGCUGCAGGGGAAGCUGACCAAACUAGCUGUCCAGAUCGGCAAAGCAGGGUUGCUCAUGUCAGCGAUUACUGUCAUCAUCUUGGUCCUAUACUUUGCCAUCGACAAUUUUGUUAUGGAAAAGCGACCUUGGAUGCCAGAGUGCACCCCUGUCUACAUCCAAUACUUUGUAAAGUUUUUCAUCAUUGGUGUGACUGUGUUGGUAGUGGCUGUACCAGAGGGGCUGCCACUGGCUGUGACCAUCUCCCUGGCUUACUCAGUCAAGAAAAUGAUGAAAGACAACAACCUUGUGCGUCACCUGGAUGCUUGUGAAACAAUGGGCAAUGCAACUGCCAUCUGCUCUGACAAGACAGGCACGCUUACUACCAACCGCAUGACGGUCGUGCAGUGUUAUAUAGGAGAUGUGCACUACAAGAAAAUUCCAGAUCCUGGCGUAAUCCCACCCAAAACCUUGGAGUUACUAAUUAAUGCCAUCGCUAUCAACAGCGCCUAUACAACAAAGAUACUGCCCCCAGAUAAGGAAGGUGGUCUACCCAAGCAAGUUGGAAACAAGACUGAAUGUGGACUCUUGGGACUGAUCCUGGACCUUAAGCGAGAUUAUCAACCCAUAAGAAACCAAAUCCCAGAGGAGAAGCUUUACAAAGUCUACACCUUCAACUCCGUCAGAAAAUCUAUGAGCACUGUAAUCAAACUUACUGAUGGGAGCUUCCGAAUGUACAGCAAGGGAGCCUCUGAAAUUGUACUCAAGAAAUGCAGUCAUAUUCUGAAUGAAGUUGGUGAGCCCAGAGUUUUCCGGCCACGAGACAAGGAUGAGAUGGUGAAGAAAGUGAUUGAACCCAUGGCAUGUGAGGGUCUCAGGACUAUCUGUGUGGCAUACCGCGACUUUCCCAGGGAUCCUGAACCCAAGUGGGAUGAUGAGAACAACAUUCUCAGUGACCUUACAGCCAUCUGUGUUGUAGGAAUUGAGGAUCCUGUCAGACCUGAGGUGCCUGAUGCCAUUUUGAAGUGCCAGCGUGCAGGCAUUACAGUACGUAUGGUGACAGGCGACAACAUAAACACAGCCAGAGCCAUAGCUAUCAAGUGUGGAAUCAUCCAUCCCGGAGAGGACUUUCUCUGCAUCGAUGGCAAAGAGUUCAACAGAAGGAUCCGUAAUGAGAAAGGAGAGGUGGAACAGGAGCGUAUUGACAAGGUGUGGCCUAAACUCAGAGUUCUGGCCAGAUCAUCCCCAACAGACAAACACACUCUCGUCAAAGGAAUUAUUGACAGCACUAUGGCGGAUCAGAGACAGGUGGUGGCUGUGACAGGAGAUGGCACCAAUGAUGGACCUGCUUUAAAGAAAGCCGAUGUGGGGUUUGCAAUGGGUAUAGCUGGAACAGAUGUGGCCAAGGAGGCGUCAGACAUUAUUCUCACAGAUGAUAACUUCAGCAGCAUCGUGAAGGCAGUUAUGUGGGGGCGAAAUGUAUACGACAGCAUUUCCAAGUUUCUACAAUUCCAGCUUACUGUCAAUGUUGUAGCUGUCAUAGUCGCUUUCACUGGAGCCUGCAUCACACAGGAUUCUCCACUUAAAGCAGUGCAGAUGUUGUGGGUUAACCUGAUUAUGGAUACUUUUGCAUCUCUGGCCCUGGCGACGGAGCCUCCCACAGAGUCCCUGCUGAAGAGAAAACCAUAUGGUCGCAAUAAGCCUCUUAUCUCCAGCACUAUGACCAAGAACAUCCUGGGACAUGCAGUCUAUCAGCUCAUCAUCAUCUUCACACUUCUGUUUAUUGGUGAGAAAAUAUUUGACAUUGACAGUGGUCGUAAUGCUCCUCUCCACUCUCCUCCAUCUGAGCACUACACCAUCAUCUUCAACACCUUCGUCAUGAUGCAGCUGUUUAAUGAGAUAAAUGCUCGUAAAAUACACGGAGAGAGGAACGUAUUUGAAGGGAUCUUCAGGAACCCAAUUUUCUGCUCCAUCGUUUUUGGCACAUUUGCUAUACAGAUUGUGAUCGUGCAGUUUGGAGGCAAGCCAUUCAGCUGUCAGCCUCUAGACCUUGAAAAAUGGAUGUGGUGUGUUUUCCUGGGGAUGGGAGAGCUUGUUUGGGGACAGGUGAUUGCCACCAUACCCAACAGCAACCUUCGCUUCCUACGUCGGGCGGGCCAGUUAACUCAGAAAGAUGAGCUACCAGAAGAUGACGUGAACGAGGAGAACGAGGAGAUUGAUCAUGCAGAGAGGGAGUUACGGAGAGGUCAAAUCCUUUGGUUCCGAGGUCUGAACCGCAUUCAGACUCAGAUCCGAGUUGUAAAUGCAUUCCGUAGCUCCCUCUACGAAGGCCUGGAAAAACCUGACUCCAGAACAUCUAUACACAACUUCAUGACACACCCUGAGUUUAGGAUAGACGACUCCACACCUAGUAUCCCCCUCAUCGAUGACACGGACGAUGAUUCCGCCAGGAGGAGGACAAAGUACUCCAGCCAGCCCUCGUCUCCUAACAAGAACAACAACGCCAUUGACAGUGGUAUCAACCUCACUAUUGACAUCAGUAAAUCCGCCGCCUCCUCCAGCCCUGCCAGCCCUCUGCACAGCCUGGAGACUAGCCUCUAACCCCUGUCCUGAACGCAGCCCUAACAUCUCAUUGUGUUCCCUCGUGGUCCAGAAGCAACUCCUCCAGCUUUCCCAGACCUUUGUUACUUCUACCACUUCUUUACACAUGGCCGCUCAGUUCUCACCUUUCCACCCCUUCUAGUGCACCAUUUUUUACCACCAACACAGAUCUGUAAGCUUCAGCCAUAAAGCUCUCGCCUCCUUUCAAUAUGGAGCUAAUCUUAGUGAAAUGGCAAGAAUAAAAAGAAAAACAAUUUCAAAAAGCUCCACAAAGCUACACGACCAACACAGCCAUCCUGCUUUCGUGGUUGCAUGUGUAUGGUGGCAGCCUUAAUGGUGUGUAUGACACUAUGCUUGUUCCGGUUAGCAUGUACUGUAGAAAAGUGCAGCUGACUGCACGUUGUAUGUGAACUGUGUCUGCAGCGAUACUUGGAGGAGGACAAGGUGGAAGGAAACUGCUGAGGAAUACGGAGCGCAAACAGACUUUAUACUCUUCUUAAACUCCUUCUCUUCACUAAUGGCAUUGUUAACACUGAUACAGUAAUAGUUUGGAUUAAAUUAAAAGCCGUUGUUAUUAUUCUGAGUCUGAUUAUUCUUGUAUUAUUCUUAAUGAUCCUGCAUGAAUGUACAUUACCCAAGUUUUAUUUAAAAAAAGGUUUUAAUUUUAUUGAAGUUUGGUUCUGAUGGGCUGGGCCUUGCAGCGGACUACAAAUGUAAAGACAGCUUCUCUGAGUCCUCCCUCCCUGCUCUGUGUGGCAUGAACAUGUACCGGACUCUUGGAAAAAAAAUGAUAUCAUCUAUUAACAGAAAUGUGUGUUAAGGUGGUAGGGCUGAACUUGCACAGUAGUUUUGUACCUGAGGAAAAAGAAAAAUGCAAAAUAUUAAUGAUGAUGAUAGCAUUUAUGGGAUAUAUUCUAUACAUAUAAACUCAUAAAAUCUAUUUAGAGAGAGUUUAUCUUUGUUUGUUGGCAUGUUGCCUUGUUUCUGCUUUAAUGGCUUAAAUUACUUUGACUUAUUUAUGUCUUAAACAGAAUGUAAUUGUUUACACCCUCUUAGAGAGGAAUUUCCUGGUUUCUUAGAGGAGGCAGACUCAGAGUUUCUUUGCUGUUACUACGGGAAAAACCAUGUGCUUAAACUUGCCUGCUAUAUUGUCAAAUAAUGUAGAUAUUUGUAGAGGAUAAACACGAAGAAGAAACCAAAAUAUAAUGGGAUGCAUAGUACAGUACAUGUGGAAUCUUAGUAUUACUCUAUAUGAUUGUUGGGAUCAAAUAAGAGCGGCUUGCCUUUGGUUUUUCCUAACGAAGGUCUCCUUUUUGUAACAAAGGAUGAUAUUUGUUUUGAUUAUUUUUUUUUUUAAAUUAAUUAUGUUUUUGUUUUUUUUGCUUUGCUCCAACGCUGACCUGGUGUCAGUGCUUGUGAAAAAAGGUUGAUAUCAGGACCUUUUUAUUUAACUGUUGUCGAGGUGAACCUUCUUGUUUAAAGGACUUCAUGUUUUGAAAGUGUGUGCGACCAACAAAAGGCUGCAAUCAAGUCAUUUUAGAAAUUUGUUUAAAGCUUGGAAUAUAUUGUGCUGUUAUUUUCUAAUUUAUUUUGAUUUUUUUUUUUAAAGCUUCUUUCCAUCUAGACACAAGAAGCCCCUAAAUGCUGUUGGCAUUUUUAACAUCUAAAAAAAGAAGAACUGACAAAAAAACAAAACUAAUAAUAACAAAAAUGGAAUGUUGCUUUGACUCUUUUUCUAUGACUAUACAUAAAAGAUUUCCUGCACUAUCUGGUUAUGAAUGAAAACUUCUGUGGUGUAACUCUAGAUGUGCUUAUGUGUGUUAACCAAGCUUGUCUUCCUGCCGUCACAGAAUAUACAGUACUCUUAGCAUUUCAACUGUACUCACUAGUUGUAAACUAUUUAUUGUACUUUGACCAAUCAGACAUUAUCAAAAGUCGCAUACAGAAAGCACAUUUCUACAUUUUUUUGCACUCAGAAGGACAAGGCCACCUUACUAACCUCUAUUAGUACUCUACCUAACCGAAGUCAGUGGCAAGCAUGAUGUCAUAAAGUAGGCUCAUUAUGCAACUUACAGAUAAUAUUUUUCUUUUUACAUAAAUUGAAAUAUAUUUAGAUGAUGUUGUAAACAAUCAUUUCUCACAGCAGCUUUAUCUUUCUUUUACUUGCUUUUGCAUCCUCCCCCUCUGUUAUUGUUAAGCCGAUCUGUUCAUCUGAAGAGGGUGCACAAGCUUUACUGGUCAGCUCAGGCAUGUUGAAAAACAUCUGAAUAAAUUCUGUCUUAUUUAAUUUGAAAAAAAUAUAGUGUGGGUUCUGAUAUUUACCUUAGAAUAUCUUAAUUUAUUUUGAUAUCUUUUCAGUGUCUAUUAUUUUUUUGUCUUUAAAAUGAAAAACAAUAAAAGAAAGCAAAUAAAAAUAUACAUAGUUAUAGCAUUUUCAGUAUAUAUAAAAAAGACA